Molecule: messenger RNA, 549 nt
Organism: Linum trigynum
Lineage: Eukaryota; Viridiplantae; Streptophyta; Magnoliopsida; Malpighiales; Linaceae
Source: the annotation of a GenBank genome assembly
AUGGUUAUUUGUGGUGAGAAUUACCAUAGGAUUGGAUCCUUACUUCCAGUUGAUGGAAAUAGGCCCAAGUUUGCUCAGCUAUAUAUAUUUGAACCUGAAAAUGAGGUUAACAAUAGACUUGCAAACUUUGCAUCUCGAGAGGAAGUCUUGCUGCCUGAGUUACUUGCAAGUUUGCUUCGAAUGCUUGAUGAAAACAACGAGUUGGUCAGAACAUUUAGGCGCAUUCGACAAGAUCUCCAGCUUUCUUCCACACCAAAUCUCCGACUCAGAAUCUUUGGGAUCAAAAGUAGGAAUCGACAAUAUGACUUGCCAACUAGCUCUGAUAUUGCAGCCUUAAUACCUGGUGAUUUUGUUGCAGAUAGGGAGGAUAGAGAUAUCAUUGUUGACCAUCGAGGAGAAGGGCUGAAACGUAUAACAAGCCUCAACCCAAAAUUCGAGGCUCUUCACUUCCCAUUGCUAUUCCCGUACGGAGAAGAUGGGUUUCAUCCUCAAAUAUCUUAUAAUGCCUCCUUUUGCCCAGCAUCAAUGCGCAGAAAAUUUGUUACUUAA